Messenger RNA from Cydia pomonella (codling moth), 1505 nucleotides. RefSeq lists its product as uncharacterized. The record is from RefSeq and is a predicted model, not a curated record. NCBI's taxonomy places the organism in Eukaryota, Metazoa, Arthropoda, Insecta, Lepidoptera, Tortricidae. The transcript is spliced from 3 exons. Bases 718 to 1026 code for a protein of 102 amino acids.
GUGUGAUAUUUGUUCCUGGGUCAUGGGUGUUUUCUAUGUAUUUAAGUAUUUAUAAAUAUUUAUAUAUUAUAUAUAUCAUUGUCGAAGUACCAUCAAUACAAGCCUUAUUGAGCUUACUGUGGGACUUAGUCAAUUUGUGUAAUAAUGUCCUAUCAUAUUUAUUUAUUAUUAUUUAUUUAGUUGACUGCGGAACCCUAAAAAGGCGUGAAAUUUUAUUUAUAUGAUCAAUCGAUCCUUCCCACCUACUUUUUUCAAAUUUGCAGCUUUAUCUAAUGGCUAAACUGCUGGUACUGGCAAACAUGCAAAUAGAUCGCCUAUGGGCAUCGUAGCCUAUGAAUGCUUACGUGUCCAGCAGUGUCAUAAGGGCGUCAUCUUAGAUUUUGGUGACAAUGCAAAGUUAAAUGUAAAUAUUUUUUCGUUUUUCCCACGUUGGCCAGAGUUGCUCAUGGUUGAUUUUUUUUUUCAUUGUGUCUGACAUCUGAAUGUACAAUUUAUACAAUGCAAAGUUGAUUAAUAGAAUUUGCUGUCGAAAAUCGUAUGAAAUUACCGGGACGUUUAUAGAGCCCUUAAGACAUUUGGCAUCUUGCAAGCGAAAAUAAAAAACGUCUUAAUUUUUUUUUUUCAUUGUGAUCUUCGUUAUGUCUACCCGCUAAACUUUCGAGUGUGUCAGCAAUUUAGCUUUUACCAAACUUUUGAGCUUAUUUCAGGACCAAAGAAAUGAAACCAGCAAUGGAAACUAUCACUGCUAAGAAAGCUACUCCAGUAGCAGCGGCGGCUGCUGGUAAAGUUUACAAGGUUGGAAGCCGCGUCGGGCGUGGCGUGCCCGACAUCGCUGACGCGUAUAUGAAGAGGUGUUCCUGCGAGAGAGAUAAGACCAUCGUGUUUUGCAGAGCAUGUGGCUAUUACUGCAACGGUCGCAUUCGGCUGAAGUGCGAACAGCAUCCAAGAGUAACCUUCUUGUUAGACAUUUCCGAGUGCCCACGAUGCCACUGCUCAGCGUUCCUGGAUGAAUAUAUUAAAGCUUAGAGGCCAGAUUUUGAAGUAUUAAAGCUACUGACACUUACUACUAUGUUAACAUUUGUAAGAUUUUAUUAUUCUCUUAUAAAAUAGGUAUAUAAGGUUGCUGUUGAAUAAGAAACUGGUGAGAUUUAUAAUCUAGAAAUAGGUUUUACCACUUUCUUUGACUAAAUGUUGAAAUAGUUAGAGGUGAUUUUUAAACACUUAAUUUGAUUUCUAAGUGGUUAAAAACAAGUAUACUUCUGUUAAAAUUUGUAUGUUUAAGUUUUUGUUUUGUUUUUAAUUCACACCAGAGGAAAGGCUGCUUUUAAGUUAUAAUAUGUAAUCUGACUAUUAUUACACAGAUUACAUUUUGAGUUGAUAAUGUAUGAAACCAAUAGUUUUUAUAGUAAAAACAGUUUUGAGUUUCAAAAUACAUUCAUAUAUUUGUAAUCUUUGUAGUACAACUAAACAAACCAUUAUUUUUUAAAUAUGAAAAGUUAGGUAAA